Macrobrachium nipponense is the source of this 1661-nucleotide messenger RNA. RefSeq names its product clotting factor B-like. NCBI's taxonomy places the organism in Eukaryota, Metazoa, Arthropoda, Malacostraca, Decapoda, Palaemonidae. The transcript has 7 exons. Gene Ontology annotation, biological process: proteolysis. The record is from RefSeq and is a predicted model, not a curated record. Gene Ontology annotation, molecular function: serine-type endopeptidase activity. The coding region runs from base 1095 to 1643 and encodes 182 amino acids.
UCAGUUCGCGGCCUGCUUCAAGACAGGAUGGAGUUAACUAGUUGGCAUUAUUUAGUGAAACACCGUCACCGAUAUUAAAUGAGAAUCAAUCCCAAAUGAGACAAAGCCACAUCCGGUAAGAUCGUUACUCGUACAUUUCCUCUUAGUGAAAAAGUUCACGUCGGAAUCAAUCAGAAGCCUACUUCAAGAUUAGGAGGCUUCUUCGACGAUGGAUAAAAUCUGGAAACCUUCCUUGUGCCGUGUCUGGGUUUCAUAGUUUUCAAGUAAAGAUGAAACAACGCGUAAGAUGAUGCAUUCAGUCGCGGAUCUUCAUCCCAUCUCAAAAAAAUAAGGAAAGUUUGGCGAUAUUAUAACUUAGAAUCGUAACAUUUUAGAAUAUCUGCUUUGCUUUUUGAGCCAUUUGUGCUUAAUGCUUUAUGCUUAACUCGUAGGAAACACCCUCAAUGGUAAAGCUCACCUUAUAUUAUGUGGUAUGUUCUAAACAUAAAUCAGUCUUACAUCUGCAAAUGAGCUCUUUGGGUGUCUCUAUUUUCGGUAAGUAUCAGGUAAAUUGUUACGUUAUGUAUGAAGCCGAAAUCUGCGUAAUCUUGUUAACGAGUAUGAAAGUGUUUAUCCAAAGCAUGGGUUCCAUAAUGCCUAGAAUAAAUUAUGUGGUCUCUCCCUUUUCAAGGUGGGAAUCUAACAACCAAUCCCUUCCUAAAGAAUUCAACAGUUAAUAAUGUAAUUUAGAAGCAGCAAGAAAAAUCACCUUUAUAAUUCAUGACCCUCCAUUCUUUACAGAAACUCCGAGUACUAUAGCCAGCACCACCGUAACACCAGUUAAAAGGCGAUUCUGCGAUGGGGAGUGCGGCAGGUCUACCGUCACAGUGCCGAGGAUUGUGGGUGGGCAAGAAGCAAAAUUACACGAGUAUCCUUGGCAGGUUAAUCUGAAUAUAGAAGCUGAUGUCUUCGCUUCUCCUGCGACCUGCGGAGCGUCUAUCAUCAAGAAAUCAUGGAUAUUAUCAGCCGCGCAUUGCUUCGUUAAUCCCUAUACAUUCGACACGUACUCAAAUUUAAAAGUUGUGGCCACCUUAGCUGAACAUGACACCAACAAUAUGACAGAAACUGAGAGCAUUACAAUUGCUCCAAAUUAUCUCUACGUUCACGAUGAUUAUAAAACUGGACCCAACGCCGCAAAUUCCGAGGAGCAUGACAUCGCCCUUUUGUACUUGGGUGGAACACUUACAUUCGGAACUACCGUCAAACCUCUCUGUAUGCCAAGACCCGAAGACUACGUAGCGGAAAAAGAGGUCGUAGCUACUGGAUGGGGCGUCACCGAUUACGGUGGAAAUCAGUCCAACACUCUUCAAGAAGUGGGUCUGAACCUAAAAUCUCCAGAGGACUGUAAGACUCUCAAUGACAAUGCUCCUGAAACACAAUUUAUAACCGACAACAUGAUAUGCGCACUUGGCCAGAACAAAGAUGCCUGUCAGGGUGACAGCGGAGGACCCCUUAUCACUCUGGCCGAGGACGGGCGAUGGGUCCAGCUUGGGAUCGUCAGCUUUGGAUACAAGUGCGCCGAACCAAACGUUCCUGGAUUUUACACGAAACUUGUCAACUAUGUAGACUGGAUCGAGAAUGUGACUCGGUCCAGUGAUUGUUAAAAUAGCCAACAUUGUUUU